This is a messenger RNA of Meloidogyne enterolobii, 803 nucleotides long. Lineage: Eukaryota; Metazoa; Nematoda; Chromadorea; Rhabditida; Meloidogynidae. The record is from the annotation of a GenBank genome assembly.
GAAAGUCUCUCCUCCAGUACUUCUCUUAUGUGUGUCCUUCCUUUUUUCUUGACGCAAUUUUUCUUUCCCCCGUUUUUACUACCUCGUGUCCACAUCGAUUUUUGGCUCUCAAUGCUUUUUCUUUUUUUUUGUCCUUUUGAAUAUUCUUGACAAAAUUUGAUUUUGAGAAUUUUAUAAAGAAAAAAAAGAAUUUUUUAUUUGUUACAAAUUCACUAAAAAAUAUAUUUUAUUUCUCUUUUAAAAAUUAAAUUUUAAAAAAGAAAGAAAAGUUUUAGGCAGCUUCUUUUAAAAGACGGCACAAAAUGCCAUUCAUUUUAUUUAUUUGUCUUUUCUAAUAUUUUAUUUUUUUCCUCUUUUUUUAACCUCUCCAGAGAAUAUUUCUUCUAAAAAUUUUUUCUUUUGUUUGAUUUUUUUUAUUUAAAAAUCAUAUACUUCAUAGAAAAAUAAUAAAAAUAAUAAAAUAAUUUUUCCUUUUCUUCUUUUUUUUUAAUAAUUAAUUAAUUAAAUAAAUGGGUGGCAGAUUUGUAUUAGGAAGAAUUCCUUUAAUUCGAAAUAGUUUAUUUACUUCCUCCUCCUCAACAACAACUAACAAUAUAUUAGAUCACCCCAUUAAUAGGCCAAAAAGAAGAAAUUCUUCUGAAUGUUUACCCCGCCCAGUUCAAUUUGAUGAAUCUUCUGAACAAUAUAGGUGUUUUUGUGGAUGUUUUCAUAUAAAGACUGGGGCCUAUUUAAUUUGUUUUAUUGAAAUAUUUUUUAUUUUGGUAAGUUUUUCUCUUUCUAAAGUAAACAUCAAACUAAUUUAA